This is a messenger RNA of Labrus bergylta (ballan wrasse), 9844 nucleotides long. The record is from RefSeq and is a predicted model, not a curated record. Lineage: Eukaryota; Metazoa; Chordata; Actinopteri; Labriformes; Labridae.
GUGACGGUGUGCGUCAGGUCGUCAACAGGCACCACGCCCUGAACAGCACGCCAUGGUCAGGAGGAAUGGCUCGCUUCGCAGAAGAUCUACCCACCCGCUAUGGAGGAAGCGCAGCCGGCGGAGGGAGAGGAGGACCACCGGGCGCUGGGCGAGGGGGAGCCCGGGGUGGUGGCGCUCCGGGUGGCCAGAGGGUGUACAAGCAGUCGAUGGCCCAGAGAGCCCGGACUAUGGCCAUUUACAACCCGAACCCUGUCAAACAAAACUGCCUCACUGUCAACCGCUCCCUCUUCAUCUUCCGUGAGGACAAUCUCAUCAGGAAGUAUGCCAAGCGAAUAACAGAGUGGCCUCCAUUUGAGUACAUGAUCCUUGCUACGAUUAUCGCCAACUGCAUCGUCUUGGCCCUGGAGCAGCAUCUACCUGCAAAUGACAAGACGCCCAUGUCAGAGCGACUGGACGACACAGAGCCCUACUUUAUUGGAAUAUUCUGUUUCGAGGCUGCCAUUAAGAUCAUCGCCCUGGGCUUUGCAUUUCACAAAGGCUCCUACCUCCGCAACGGCUGGAAUGUAAUGGACUUCGUUGUCGUCCUCACAGGGAUCCUGGCCAAAGUGGGUUCAGACUUUGACCUGCGAACACUGCGAGCUGUGAGAGUGCUGAGGCCCCUGAAACUUGUGUCAGGAAUCCCCAGUCUCCAGGUGGUGUUGAAGUCUAUAAUGAAAGCCAUGGUUCCUCUGCUUCAGAUCGGCCUGCUGCUCUUCUUCGCCAUUGUCAUGUUUGCCAUCAUCGGGGUGGAGUUCUACAUGGGGAAAUUCCACACCACCUGCUUCCGGAUAGACACUGGUGAGAAAGCAGCAGACUGGCCUUGUGGUCUGGAGCCCCCGGCUAGGACCUGUCCAAACGGCACUAUAUGCAGAGAGUACUGGACUGGACCCAACUUUGGUAUCACCAACUUUGACAACAUCUUAUUUGCAGUGCUGACUGUGUUUCAGUGCAUCACCAUGGAGGGCUGGGUAGACAUCCUCUACAACACCAAUGAUGUUGCAGGAAACGCCUGGAACUGGCUUUACUUUAUCCCUCUCAUCAUCAUCGGCUCCUUCUUCAUGCUCAACCUAGUGCUCGGUGUGCUCUCCGGAGAAUUUGCCAAAGAGAGGGAGCGUGUGGAGAAGAGGCAGGAGUUCCUGAAGCUUCGGAGGCAGCAGCAGAUCGAGAGAGAGCUCACCGGGUACUUGGAGUGGAUCUGCAAAGCAGAGGAGGUGUUGCUGGAGGAAGAAGAUGAGAUUGCCGAGGAUAAGUCCCCGCUGGAUGGUGCGUGGUACAAGAGGAAACAAAACCUGCCAGUCCUGAAACGAGGCAAAGCCAAGAAAGGUAAAAACGACCUGAUCGGUGCUGAGGAGGGGGAGGAUCCUUUCGCAGACAUCUCUUCUGUCCCUCCUCCGGGCUCUCCUUUUGGUCGGGCCAGUGUGAAAAGCAGCGGGAAGAUGGACAGCUCCUCUUACUUCCGGCGUAAGGAGAAGAGGACCCGCUUCUUCAUCCGCCGCAUGGUGAAGGCUCAGAGCUUUUACUGGAUCGUUCUGUGUGUGGUGGGCCUCAACACUCUGUGCGUGGCCAUUGUGCACUAUGACCAGCCCGAAUGGCUUACAAGAGCCCUCUACGCUGCAGAGUUUGUAUUCCUUGGAUUAUUUCUGACUGAGAUGAGUUUGAAGAUGUAUGGCCUUGGAGUGAGGAAUUAUUUCCACUCCUCCUUUAACUGCUUUGAUUUCGGGGUGAUUGUUGGAAGUAUUUUUGAAGUGAUCUGGGACAUGAUUAAACCGGGAGCAUCGUUUGGGAUCAGUGUGUUAAGAGCCCUACGACUUCUCAGGAUAUUUAAAGUCACAAAGUAUUGGAACUCGUUGAGGAACCUCGUCGUCUCCCUCCUGAAUUCCAUGAAGUCCAUCAUCAGCUUGCUCUUCCUCCUCUUCCUCUUCAUUGUGGUCUUCGCUCUGCUCGGCAUGCAGCUCUUCGGAGGACAGUUUAACUUUGAAGAUGAGACGCCAACAACAAACUUUGACACCUUCCCAGCAGCCAUCCUCACUGUGUUCCAGAUUCUGACUGGCGAGGACUGGAACGCCGUAAUGUAUCACGGGAUCGAGUCUCAAGGAGGUGUUCGCCGCGGCAUGUUUUCCUCCGUCUACUUCAUCGUCCUCACGCUCUUUGGAAACUACACCCUCCUGAAUGUCUUUUUGGCCAUCGCUGUCGAUAACCUCGCAAAUGCGCAGGAGCUGACUAAGGAUGAAGAGGAGCAGGAGGAGGCAGCCAAUAAAAAGCUCGCCCUGCAGAAGGCUUUGGAGGUAAAGGAAGUCAGCCCCAUGUCAGCGGCCAACAUCUCCAUCUCUGCUUUUGUAAAGCAAAAUCGAGAUGCAAUCUCUCGCAGGUCGUCCAUCAGCAGCAUUCAGUCACCUAAGGAGCAGCAGCGAUCGGCAAAGUCCAUGUCGGUGUGGGAGCAGAGAACCAAUCAGCUGAGGAGACAUAACAUUAGGUCGAGCAGUGAGGCCUUGUUCAACGAGCUGGACCCCGAGGAGCGCCUCAGGAUGACCACCGCCCUCCACCUGCAUCCUGACAUGAAGACUCAUCUUGACAGGCCACUUGUGGUUGAGGCCAGGGAUGGAGAGAAACCUGGGAAGCCCCCCGAUGGAGGUCAGGAGGAAGUAGGAGACGUUUUGGGAGACAACUUCCACACACACUCUAGGAAGCAUUAUCGGCACCGCGACAAGAACGGAGAGAGCAGGGAAGGAGGCGAUGGAGAGCGGGGAGAGAGACACCACACCCAUCACAGCAGGAGCAGAGAUCCCAAUGGUAAUGGUAACGGCAAUCAAGCAAAAGAGAGGAGAGGAGAGAGGAGUCACAGCCACGAGGGAGGGCAGGGACACAGACACCACCACCAGGGCGGCUCACCUGAGGAGGCCCAAGGCAUCAGAGGAGGAGAAGAAAAGGGCCAUCGGCACCACCACUCCCACCGUACCACGAAAGAGGGAAAUGGGAUGAUAGCGAAUGGUGCACAAGGAGAGACAGGGUGAAGGGGAGGAGGAGGAGGAGGAGGAGGGGACAGCAAUGGAGAGAGGAAGGCACGUUGCUCUCGAAUGAUCAGAGCUCAGUCUACGCUGGACGGAGACGACUGUAAGAGGAGCAAGAAUGGAACCAAAAAUCACUGGGACAGGCAUCCAGAUGCUGAGGAGCUAGGUCUUGCCACCAGUCCUCUUCAGCCAAUGCAGAGCAGCAUGAGUCUUGGAGACAAACAAGAGGAUGCUGACAACCAGAAAAACUCCACCAGGGCCAGCCAGGCGGGCCUCAACAGCAAUGCCAUCCACAUCCCUGUGACCAUCACUGCUCCGCCUGGAGAAACCACCAUCAUACCCAUGAACAACAUUGACUGCGACAACUUCCAACUCAAUGAUGAAAAGAAAGAUUUGGAGGAGGAGGAGGAGGCAGCCAACGGGCCUCGGGAGAUGCUUCCCUACAGCUCCAUGUUCAUCUUCGGGGUAACAAACCCGGUGCGACGGCUGUGUCACUACGUGGUCAACCUCCGCUACUUUGAGAUGUGCAUCCUAAUGGUCAUUACCAUGAGCAGCAUCGCUCUGGCAGCUGAGGACCCCGUCCAAGCCAAUGCACCGCGGAACCAAGUUCUCAAGUAUCUGGAUUAUGUCUUUACUGGAGUCUUCACUUUUGAGAUGGUGAUUAAGAUGAUUGACUUGGGACUGCUCCUCCACCCUGGCUCUUAUUUCCGUGACCUGUGGAACAUUCUGGACUUCAUUGUGGUCAGCGGGGCCCUGGUCGCCUUCGCCUGCUCGAGCCUUAUGGGAUCGCAACAAAGUGUGGCCAGAGGGACCAAAGGCAAGGACAUCAACACGAUCAAGUCCCUGAGGGUCCUCCGAGUCCUGCGACCACUUAAGACCAUUAAACGACUGCCCAAGCUAAAGGCGGUGUUCGACUGUGUUGUGAACUCUCUGAAGAAUGUUCUGAACAUCCUCAUCGUCUACAUGCUUUUCAUGUUCAUCUUUGCUGUUAUCGCUGUACAGCUCUUUAAGGGCAAAUUCUUCUACUGCACAGACGAGUCCAAAGCUCUGGAGAAAGACUGCAGGGGUCAGUUUCUGGACUACGACAAGGAUGACGUGGCAGCUAAGCCCAGAGAGUGGAAGAAAUAUGAGUUUCACUACGACAACGUUCUCUGGGCCUUCCUAACCCUCUUCACUGUCUCCACUGGAGAAGGCUGGCCGAUGGUCCUGAAGCACUCUGUGGACGCCACCUACGAGGACCAGGGCCCCAACCCAGGCUUCCGCAUGGAGACCUCAAUCUUCUAUGUGGUCUACUUCGUGGUGUUCCCCUUCUUCUUUGUCAACAUUUUUGUGGCUUUAAUCAUCAUCACCUUCCAGGAGCAGGGAGACAAGGCCAUGUCGGAGUGCAGCCUGGAGAAAAAUGAGAGGGCUUGUAUUGACUUUGCCAUCAACGCUAAGCCGCUAACGAGAUACAUGCCAGAGAACAAGCAGUCCUUCCAGUACAAGAUGUGGAAGUUUGUGGUGUCGCCUCCCUUUGAGUACGCCAUUAUGACUCUAAUCGCCCUCAACACAGUCGUGCUGAUGAUGAAGUUCUACGGAGCUCCAGACCUGUACGAGUCCAUGCUGAAAUACUUGAACAUCCUCUUCACAGCCCUCUUCACACUGGAGUGCAUCCUCAAAAUUAUUGCCUUCGGUCCACUGAACUACCUGAAAGCCGCCUGGAAUGUGUUUGACUUUGUGACUGUACUUGGAAGCAUCACAGACAUCGUGGUCACAGAGGUUAAGACGGACAAGAUGAUCAACCUGAGUUUCCUGAGGCUUUUCAGAGCUGCGCGGCUGAUCAAGCUGCUGCGGCAAGGCUACACCAUCCGCAUCCUGCUGUGGACCUUUGUUCAGUCCUUCAAGGCUUUGCCUUACGUCUGCCUGCUCAUUGCAAUGCUCUUCUUCAUUUAUGCCAUCAUUGGAAUGCAGGUGUUUGGAAACAUUGAGCUGAAUGAGGACACAGCAAUUUAUCACCACAACAACUUCCAGACCUUUUUCCAGGCCUUGACCCUUCUCUUCAGGAGUGCAACAGGAGAGGCGUGGCAUGAGAUCAUGUUAGCAUGUCUGAGUAACCGACGGUGUGAUUCGCUCUCAGGAAGUGGGAAAGAGUGUGGUAGUGACUUUGCCUACUUCUACUUUGUCUCCUUCAUCUUCCUCUGCUCCUUCCUGAUGUUGAACCUCUUUGUUGCUGUCAUCAUGGACAACUUUGAGUAUCUGACCAGAGAUGCCUCCAUCCUGGGGCCUCAUCACCUUGAUGAAUUCAUCCGCGUGUGGGCAGAGUACGACCCUUCUGCCUGCGGGAGGAUUUGCUAUCAGGACAUGUACAAAUUGUUGCGUUUUAUCUCGCCCCCCCUGGGCCUGGGGAAGAAGUGCCCUAACAGGGUGGCUUAUAAGCGGUUGGUGAGAAUGAAUAUGCCCAUUGCUGAAGACAGCACUGUGCACUUCACCUCCACACUGAUGGCUCUGAUCCGCACAGCCCUGGAGAUCAAACUGGCAUCUGGGGUCCUGGCACAGCAUUUGUGCGAUGCUGACCUGAAGAGAGAGAUAAAACGAGUGUGGCCAAGCCUGCCGCAGAAGACUGUUGACCUGCUGGUGACACCUCCUAAAUACAAUGAGCUGACUGUGGGGAAAGUCUACGCAGCUCUGAUGAUCUUUGACUACUACAAACAGAACCGUGCCAAAAGACUCCAGCAGCAGAACACUUCAGGGGGACCUCAGAGUAAACUGGGGGCAUUAUUCCGUCCUGUGCUGCCACUCACUCACAUACUGGAAGUUGAACCUCCAGUUUCCAGCCCCAAACAACCCCCCACCACCCAGCUGGAGCCAGAAGUGAAGCUAGUGGCUCUUCCUUCAACGUCCCUCACUGCGACCACUGCCACCACCUCUUCAACAAGGGACACAAUACUGAACCAGAGGAGUGGGAUAAAACACUCCCAGUCUGGUGAUGUUUCUCAGGCUGCACAGAGGCCUAAAGGCCGGAGGAAACUACAGAGAGGCCAGUCAGAGGAUGUGCCAUACUCAACCAGACCUCAGGAACUGGUUGAACUGAAACAGGUGGAGAACAUUUCAGACUCAGAAGGAUAUCCGAGCCUGGAAGGUCACAGCAGAGCAGCUUCACUGCCCCGCCUCAAUGCUGAGUACUAUCGGAGCCACCCACGCCACGCCCCUGGGACCCACCUAGCACCGAUUGUCGACCUCAGUCCGAUAAGACGCUCAGCAUCCUCGCUGACGCAGCAGCAUCACCAUGGGGGCGGGCUGAGGGAGUAUAACCUGGACCGGAUCGGCCAGUCAACAACAGGGCCAGGCCAAUUCCAGGGCCAGGACAGAGCCCACCACCAUCACCACCACCACCGCUGCCAUCGACGCAGGGACAAGGACAAAGACAAGAAGCAGAAGUCGCUGGAUAGAGCUGCUUCAGUUCAACCCUCCAGCACUGUUGAUUCGUUCACCGACCCUUCAGCAGAAGGUCUGUCCAGAGAGCGAGCGAGGGAGCGUGACCGCAGUCGGCCUCAUGAGAGGAGGCAUCACUCGUCAGCAGGAGAGAAGCAGCGCUACUACUCCUGUGAGCGAUACGGCAGCGGGGAGCAGUGUCACGCCAAGUCAGCGGGUCCAAGUCGGUCCACAUCUCCCGGAGAGGGCCAGGUAAAUGACCUGUCAAAACAGCAUGGUAGCACUGUGGGUAAAUCCGCCCCUGUACCGCUUCCCUCUGGUUCGAGCACUCCAGGCCGCAGUCGCAGGCAGCUCCCACAGACCCCCCUCACACCUCGCCCUGCUGUGGCCUAUAAGACCGCCUACUCCUCGCCUUUCCAAUCAGGUGCCAGCACCUCUACAACGGGGCAUCAGACUCGCUUCAGCCGUGGCCUUUCGGAGCAUGAUCGUUUACUUGGGGGCCUUGAAGAGUCCCAGUUACCGAUCACUCGCAUCGGUUCGGACCCUAAUUUAACCCGGCAGCAGCAUGCUGCUUCUCAACAGGCGGGGGAUUCAGAGGACUUCCAGGACACUGUGAGCAGUUUUGAAGGGGGACGCUCUGCCAGAACUACUGCCUCCACCACAGCCUCAGCUUCACAGGGAACUGCAGCCACACCUGUCACUGCGCCCGCCAUGCAGGGCCGGGCGGGGCCGGUGCCCAAUGGGUACCACUUCACCCUCGGGGUCAACUCUGCGACUGGGCCCAGGGGCCGAGGAACAGGCAGUCUCAGGGAGAGGGAUGAAGACGAUUGGUGCUAACAUGGCAGAAAGCUGUUAGCCAAAGCCAAAAAACGGUAAAGCUUAUCAGUGUUGUUGAGCGCUUGUGUCAGGUCCAAUGAGCUGAUACGAAGACAGAGGAUUUAUCCAAAAGAAAAAAAUGGAUAAAGAGCCAGUGGAACGUGCUGUAAACGGGGAUCAGAAAUCAUUCCAGAUUAGUAGUCCUACUCUUCUUUUUUAUACAACAAAGUCUUUAAGAAAAAAAACACUGAUCACUUUUUCUACCCCCUUUACUUGCACUGAAAUUAUAGCACAAGUGAAGACCCUUAAGUAUUUUGCCUUUGCCAGUAAAAUCAGUGUUGAAGCAGAAGACAAAAGCCAAAAUCUCCAAUGUGAAGCUAGUUACUUAGCUUCAGACUGAUCUGAAUGCCUCGUUCCUGCUAUUAAUAUGGCUGCUCACAACACAAGUUUUAUUUUUAUAUGUUUCAUCAUGUUCAUAUGGUCCAUUUUAACUUGAUCAAAUUGAUGCUAUCACCAAAAUAUUUUCCUCUUUUUUUUUUUUUCAGCCAUUUUUUAUCAGCCAUCACUUUGGGAUUAUCACCGAAGUCUGACCAGGACAGUCAUUAGCAAAGCAAAUUAUUGUUCUGCCAUUUUAACAGAAAGACAAAAGUUAACACCAGAUGGGAGAGAACAGGUUAAGGGUUAAGUUCAUCAUGAUAAGCUUUUUCUUGUAAAUUGUACCACAUAUAAAUUUUAGAGUGCAAAUAGGGACAAGAAAUCUCUUUUAUGAAGUUAUGUGGCUGAAUACUAAGUGCCUCGUUUUCCAAGAUGUAUCCUGUUAGAUGGACUUGAAUAUAGGAUGUAAGUAUGUAAAACGUAUAAAGAACAAAGUUUGGAUCUGGUAAAAUGAACAGAAUGCAAAAAAAAAAAAAGUUUUGUACUGAAUCUUGUUGUAGGUGAGUCAGAACCUGAGAUCCAAAGUAAGCAAUGUAGUGCAUGCCAGGGUCUUGUACUUGUCAAAAGAAAUUGUGUCUGUACUUUUAAGGAUGUGUGGUAAGAAUUUGCCUUUCUCUUUCAAAUAUACUGCCAGCUAGUUGGUAGAAAUGGUCUCUGAGUGGAGAAAAGUGCCAUUCUUUUAUUUCUUAUCAACAAAACAGUCCAUAUUCAGAACCACUCGCCUCUUCAUGCGUUCAGAAGACAUUUCAUCCCUGCCAUAUAUCCCCAAGUGUCAUGGGUUUCCUUAUCUCUUUCCUCUGAGAGCAGUAUUGUGUGAAAGUUUGUAGGUGAGGCUACCUGUUUGUGAAUUCACAGGUACAAUAAAGAGCUGUGUUGUUGCUGCAGACUGUUGACUUCAAGUAGGGCUAUGCAACAAGACGACACUUCAUCUGCCCUGUAGCUUUACCCUCUGGAAAAUCUCCAGAUUCAGGCUUUAGUGUGACUGCGACCAAAUUUUACAUAAAAAUGUAUGAAGCUGUGUAAAUUGUAAAUGUAUUAUAUGAUGUACAGUUAAGUGACAACACACACUGAGAAACAACAUGAUAUCAAAACUGAUACUUGUGAAUCACAGGGCAUUUUUGAAGGUUGGCUAGUUGACUGCAUGACGCCUACCCAGACUGAACCACCCAAAAUAUAAAACUGUGUUCUUUUCAGACUUGGGUCAACUUCUAUUUUUAAACAAUUUUAAUGGUUUUUAAACUGUACACACAAGGUUAUUAAGUUUCCAGUUAAAACAAGUAUUUCUGGCUCAGGAUUUCUUUUAAAGAAAUAAUGGAAAUAAUGAGGAGUUAAGGUUAAAGGUAAGAUCAGACUAUGUGGCUCCUUGGUUAAAGCUCUCUUGGUGCUCUUGACUUAACUCUAUGAAAGUUUAUAACCAUGUAAAUUAUUCUAAAAAUAUUAUUUGAUCCAAGUCUGAUUGUUUCUUUGUGCUUUAUUUUACCUCCCUGUUGUCUCAUGUAUGUGCAAUCUAUUUGAUGCAUCAUCUAAAAGAAGAUAUCUUUAACUUCAAAUCUGUAAGUUCUAACAGUAGGCGUGGCUAUGCAAUCUAUUGUGUAAGACAGUUAUGUGCUACAUAAUAGACUGCUGCUGACAUUGUUGGCUUUAAAUGUGUAAGUUGAAGAAGUACAGAAGAAGAGAUUUGUGUUUUCAGACCUCUAAUGAGCCCUUACUGAACAUCCUGCCAUGUUUCUUUUGACAGUUUGACUCUUGACUGUCCCCUCUGGCCAUGUCCUGAUUGCAUGUUCUGAAAUGAAAAUGUGCAUGUGCAAAAAAAACAAAACAAAGAGAGGCAUUAUUUGACUUCAUUCAGUCCACGACUUGUACUAUUUGUUUCCUGGUUGUAUUUUCAGAUGAUCUAAAAAUCAAAGUGUUUCUGUUUCAGGUGAAGAAAAGAAAAACAAAGUUUGAACAUUUUAUCACAGAACCACCAAAGUGGCAAAAGACGCUUUCUUUUUUGGAGAAGAGGUUCUGGAGUGGUUGAAUCCUUUGCUGCCUGAUCUGUUACUUGACUGUCUCUCCCACAGUCAUUUGGACUGUACCUACAGAUUUUGUAUGAAUAUAAGUCCUUAAAUAAAGAGGUAUGGUUAUGAAAUCAA